Messenger RNA from Bactrocera neohumeralis, 2524 nucleotides. It is a transcript of the gene Zip88E, whose product is annotated as zinc transporter ZIP1. NCBI's taxonomy places the organism in Eukaryota, Metazoa, Arthropoda, Insecta, Diptera, Tephritidae. Gene Ontology annotation, cellular component: plasma membrane. Bases 300 to 1376 code for a protein of 358 amino acids. The transcript has 4 exons. Gene Ontology annotation, biological process: zinc ion transmembrane transport. Gene Ontology annotation, molecular function: zinc ion transmembrane transporter activity. The record is from RefSeq and is a predicted model, not a curated record.
UGUUCAUUAUUUAAGCUAUUUAUGUUUAUAAGCAAAACAUCAAAAGACGGGAUAGUGAUAAGAUUAGAGCAAUUAAUGUUUAUUCUGUUCUCAUUUUCAACUAAAGGGAGUGCUUAGAUUGCUCAUUGUUACGCAUUGAAAUUGAUGCUAUAGAUAACAAUUUUUGAAUGAGUCUUUACAGUAAUAGUUGAACGUUGGUUGCUGGGUCUACUAUAAUAAAGCAUUAUAGCAUUUUAUGUUUUAUAUCUCAACAAAUUUCUUACUGUAAAAAGGGUUUUAGAAACACGCGUGUUUUAGCAAUGUUGAGUUCAAGUAAUGGUAGUGUAGACCGCGGAGAUGGUGAAAAGAUCUUGGCUAUGUGUAGCUUAGGUCUUGGUAGCUUUUUGUUUGGAAUGCUUCCUGCCGUCAUUUCAGCGCAAAAUCGUCGACGUUUUCCUCUAACUAUAUCGUUAUUGUUGUGCUUCGGAGCUGGUAUACUCUUGGCUACUGCCAUAGUUCAUAUUUUGCCGGAAGUACGCAAACAGAUGGAUUCAAACUUUGCAGAAAUAACUAUUUGUGGGGGAUUUUUUUUAAUAUAUUUUAUUGAUGAGUUCAUACAUUACUUCUUUGGUGAAGCUAUACAGCACACACAUUCUCAUGCCACUGGCUCCAAUAUACCCAACAAUCACCGUAAUAGUAAUUUGGACACGGACAGAACUCCACUUUUGAAUGAUAGACGUGAUUAUUAUGCUAACCAAAAUGGAGAAGGUCAACAAAAUAGUUCUGACUCGAAUAAUGAGUCAACUCACCAACAUUCGUAUUAUAAUACAUCACAUUGUGCAGAGGAAGCAGUUAUUGCGGAAUCUAAUGCGAGAAUAUGUCAUACGAGUCAUGAAGAACCAUGUGUUCAAUCUAUGACAGGUACCUUGGGACUUUUUGUAGCAUUGUCUCUACAUUCAGCUAUCGAGGGUUUGGCAAUUGGAGUUCAAAAUUCUUCAAGAAAGGUGCUUUUCCUGCUUGGCGCCGUCGCAUGCCAUAAGCUCGUCAUGGGCUUUUGUUUAGGUUUGGAGUUUCGCUCAAACCCACAAACAACGCUUCGCCAACAUUUUCUCGGCAUUGUAGUGUUUGCAUUGGGUGCUAUUUGCGGCAUCGGCAUAGGCAUGAUUAUCGCCGAUAUACCGUCGGGUUGGUCGACUGCUGCGCUGCCAAUUGUGCAGGCGCUCGCUGGUGGCACGCUCUUUUAUGUAACUGUCUGCGAAGUUAUACCAAGAGAAAAGUCGCGUUGGCAUCAAAACGCUGGACGCAGAAUAGCCGGUUUUGGACAGUUUUUGGCGGUUAUCAGUGGCUUCGCGCUAAUGUGUUGCAUUAACUAUUUCCUUGACGACGGCGAUAGCUAACGGGAAUUUUCAACUAUAAGCAAUCUCUGAUGGUAAUCUCCAAUAUUUAUUUUUUGGCUAUAAAACAAUAAAAAGUUUGUGAUUUUAUAAGUGUGUGUUUAUUAUAGUAGCGUAAAUAUAUAUUAAUACAUUUAUUUUACACGCAUUUUUUAACGAAAUUAAAUUAAUUUGAAAAGUAUCCGUAAACUUAUGUAUUUAUUUCUCAAUCGUCGCAACAAAUAUUCUUUUAGAACUGACUUUUAAGAUCUAUUUUGACAUGUUAUAUUGACAACUGAAUCACCAAACUUCGAGCUUUUGAUAGAUUUAUAAAAAUAAGUUGAUACAUCGUGGUACAUACAUUUAAUCGAGUGAAUUCAUUUUUUCGUUUUGAUUAUAAAUAUGUGGUUAUUUAUGUAUGUAUGUAUGUAUGUAUUGGUGGAAAAUUCACUCUUUUACAAAAACUAUCAAAAAUCAUGAAUAAUCAUAUUUAUAGACUAAGUUAGUAAAUAAGUCUAAAAAUUAAUCUCGGGAAAACUUAAUUAAACUUCUUAUUAUUAAUUGUUUCUGUAUUUAUAUGCAAUUAUAUGCACAAUUUCUCUGCUAUUGAUGUUUAUAUCGUUUUUCAGAAUAUCUAGGUGUGUAUGCUAUGUACUUAUAAUUAAAUAUGUUAAUUGCAAUAUAUUAUUGUGAUUCAUAUAUUUAUAUACAAUAUUCCAAUUCACAUGAUUUUUUCUGUUUUUGAUGAAAAAAAAACAAGACAUUAGAAUAGAUCAACAAUUUAUGUCAAAUAUCAAUCCAUUUAAGGAUUUUCCCAACAUUUUAUGCGAACUAAACAUCUAUACAACAAACAAUAGUUAUAUAAUAUUUUUAAUAUUAAUUUUUGAAGAUUGAAUCUUCUUAAUUACGCUGUCAAAUCAAUCAAUUAAACCAAUUUCAAAAUAAUGCAUUUACGAAUAGACGAAUUGACAGAAGUAAACCUUGCGCAAAGUUAUAUUCAAUUAAUUUAUAGAGCAACGUUAGAAGGAAUUUAUUUCAUAUUUAGAGGUUAUAAAAUAUUGUAACAGCUUAGUUAUUAUGUAAAUAUUUAUGUAUCCAUAUUGUAUUGCGCCAACGCAUGUGUAUCUAAAAUUAUGUUAUUCCGAUUAAAACUUACAUUGCAAUUAAAUCUA